GGCAUCUUCGUAUUUUCCAAUGGAUUUAAUUCUAAUUUUCCGUUUGUUUACGUAUGUGUUAUGACAAAUCCCCAUAAUUACGGGUUAAUUAGAUUUAAGUUUUAUCUCGGAGAGUGGGGAAAAAAAUUAUUUAUUUUCACUGAAUUUUUUUGAAAGGAUUUUCUUUUCUCUACCUUCUCUUCUUGUUUGCUUGCACCUCAGUUUCUUCGAUUUGUUGAUCUAACUUUUGCUCUCUCGAUCUUUCCCUUCAAUGGCCGCUAAAGGUCCUAAAGAGAGACAAAGCAUAGGGAAAGAAAUCAAAAGAGCUAAAGCAAAGUGAGUGGCGUCGUAGUUAAUUUAUCAGUGUUUGAAGAAUUGAUUGCUAAAGGACCCAACUCUGGAGAGAAUUUUUUUUUGUCUGGGGGUUUUAUCUAGCCUGAGGUUUGUGGGUUGCGAUUGAUUUGUUUGGAUUUGAUAUGGGUGGGUGUUUUCCUUGUUUUGGAUCAUCAAACAAGGAGGGUAGUGGUGGUGGUGCCGUCAAAGAAGUUGCCAAGAAGGAUUCGGUCAAAGAAGGCUCAGUCGCCCUGUCUCAUCAUGUUGGUAGAGUUAGCUCAGACAAGUCAAAAUCUCAAAAUGGUUCUGAUCCUAAGAAGGAGCCAGCAAUUCCUAAAGAUGGACCAACUGCUAAUAUUGCAGCACAAACAUUUACAUUCAAAGAGCUUGCUGCUGCAACAAAGAACUUCAGACCCGAGUGUCUGUUGGGUGAAGGGGGCUUUGGACGUGUUUAUAAAGGUCGUUUGGAGAGCACUGGACAGAUAGUUGCUGUAAAACAGCUGGAUCGGAAUGGCCUUCAAGGUAAUAGGGAAUUUCUCGUGGAGGUUCUAAUGCUCAGCCUCCUGCACCAUCCCAACCUCGUUAAUUUGAUUGGUUAUUGUGCUGAUGGGGAUCAACGCCUCCUUGUUUAUGAGUUUAUGCCACUGGGAUCUUUGGAGGAUCACUUGCAUGAUCUUCCACCAGACAAGGAGCCUCUGGACUGGAACACGAGGAUGAAGAUUGCAGCUGGUGCAGCUAAGGGGUUAGAGUACUUACAUGACAAAGCAAACCCACCUGUCAUUUACCGAGACUUGAAAUCAUCCAACAUCCUUCUCGAUGAGAGCUAUCACCCAAAGUUAUCUGAUUUUGGACUUGCAAAGUUGGGUCCUGUUGGUGACAAGACUCAUGUCUCUACACGGGUGAUGGGAACAUAUGGUUAUUGUGCCCCUGAGUAUGCUAUGACUGGUCAACUUACUUUAAAAUCUGAUGUCUAUAGUUUUGGAGUUGUCUUUCUUGAACUCAUCACUGGGCGCAAGGCCAUUGACAACAACCGUGCUCCUGGAGAGCAUAAUCUUGUCGCAUGGGCACGGCCACUUUUCAAGGAUCGUAGGAAGUUUCCCAAAAUGGCUGAUCCAUUUCUUCAAGGUCGUUAUCCAAUGCGAGGAUUAUAUCAAGCUCUUGCAGUGGCAGCAAUGUGCUUGCAAGAACAAGCAGCCACAAGGCCUUUAAUAGGCGAUGUUGUGACUGCACUCACUUACUUAGCUUCCCAAACAUAUGACCCUAAUACUGCCAAUCAAAGUAACAGAGUUGGGCCAUCUACUCCUAGGAACAGGGACGAUCCAAGGGGGAUGGCAGAUGGGCUGGAUAGCCCCGGUGAGCACCAACACGGUGGGCAGCAUGGCUCUCCUCAUAAAAAUUCAUCUGAUUAUAGAAAGCGUGAUGCUGCCAGGGAAUUAAGCACUGGCUCAGAGUUACGAAGGAGCGAGACUGGUGGUGGGUCUGGCCCUAAAUGGGGUUUGGAUGAUUAUGAGAGACAGGACUCUCAAAGAGAUGGCUCAGUAAAUAGCAGCAGAGCAAGGGAAACUCCCAGGAAUCGUGAUUUAGAUAGAGAGCGUGCAGUAGCAGCAGCAAAAGUUUGGGGUGAAAAUUGGAGAGACAAGAAGCGGGCAAAUGCACAGGGUAGCUUUGAUGGUACAAAUGAGUGAUGGUAGCACUAGAAGAAUUCAUGUUUCUUUGAUCUGGGCAAUGUACGCUGUUUGCUUCCAAGUGUCAUCAUGAAGAAAAAAGGAAGUUGCAGAUACAGCGUUCAUAACUGUCUUGGUUUCCAUUUCCACCAAUGGAAUAAGACUCGUUGUAUCCAACUUCGACAGCUGUUGUUUCGUCCUGUAUCAUUCAUGUAGUUGAGUAUGAAAUUGAAUGCUUCAAUUAUGUGGUUGAAGGGAACACAGAAUUAAAGCAAGGUUCAGGGCAAGUGGGUAGCGUUUGGUUUAUGAGGCGUAUACGGGAAACCCCCACUGCAGAAUUGAUGUAUACAUGUUAAUCUAUGUAUUUAGGACAUUUUUUUCCUUUUUCGCUUUUGUUUUUUUUUUUUUAAGUUGUCACCGGAGUAUAGCUAAUUUUUGUCCCAUGUAUCUGUCCUAAUUCGAGGAGACUUGGUGGGUUUGGUGUGGUGUCUCGUUGAUGUUAUAUUUUGUACUUAAUACCGUCUCGUGUAUGGAUUUCUGAGUCGGCUCAUGUUUCGGCAUAUACAGGAAGUUUUCAUCA
Manihot esculenta (cassava) is the source of this 2556-nucleotide messenger RNA. RefSeq names its product serine/threonine-protein kinase PBL27. Bases 456 to 1997 code for a protein of 513 amino acids. Gene Ontology annotation, biological process: protein phosphorylation. The record is from RefSeq and is a predicted model, not a curated record. The transcript is spliced from 5 exons. Gene Ontology annotation, molecular function: protein kinase activity; ATP binding. Lineage: Eukaryota; Viridiplantae; Streptophyta; Magnoliopsida; Malpighiales; Euphorbiaceae.